Molecule: messenger RNA, 1935 nt
Organism: Pararge aegeria (speckled wood butterfly)
Lineage: Eukaryota; Metazoa; Arthropoda; Insecta; Lepidoptera; Nymphalidae
Gene: 5-HT2A
Product: alpha-1D adrenergic receptor
Exons: 9
Biological process (GO): serotonin receptor signaling pathway; chemical synaptic transmission; G protein-coupled receptor signaling pathway, coupled to cyclic nucleotide second messenger
Cellular component (GO): membrane; dendrite
Molecular function (GO): serotonin binding; neurotransmitter receptor activity; G protein-coupled serotonin receptor activity
Source: RefSeq, a predicted model, not a curated record
CUUCCUAGAAAUGGAAUAAAUCUACUGGAUAUGACGAAUUUCACUUAUCUAUUAGAUCCCGUGCUAGAAGAUUUGAAAUGCCAAUUAAUUUCAGGCAAGAGUUGUGCCAACGAAACUAUUUCCAGCGGUCUUGAAUGCGCUAGCUACGGGAGUUCUCUAGAAUACACCUGCGAACUAAAUUUGGACAUCCAAAAUGAGACCUCAUACUCUUGUUUCAAGUGUACGAAUAAUUCCUUGGAUACUUACAGCAACUACACUUCAUGCAACUCUCGACUCAAGCUGAAUAUGCUGGGAACUUUGUACGAGAGCGCCAUUAAGAACUUGUGGUUGAAAAUACCUGACUUGGACAUUUGUGAUUGGAACACGUUGUCGUGUUUCAGCGACCCGAAUAGGACGCUGUAUAUUGAUGCUUUCAACAGUUUUAAUAGUGAUACUUUCAACGAAACUUUUCAGUGUAAGUGGGACAUGAGAAAUGAUACGGAGAAUUUCAUAAGUGCUGAGUACGAUUGGAGUUUCUUGUUUGUGAUACUGUUCAUAGUGGCGGGUGGCGUUGGCAAUAUUUUAGUGUGCUUGGCGGUUUGUUUGGAUAAGAGAUUGCAGAAUGUGACGAACUACUUCCUGUUAUCAUUGGCGAUCGCUGACUUGCUUGUCAGUUUGUUCGUGAUGCCAAUGGGAGCUAUUCCAGGAUUCCUUGGUUAUUGGCCGCUGGGCGUAGUUUGGUGCAACGUGUACGUGACAUGCGACGUGUUGGCGUGCUCGGCUAGCAUUAUGCACAUGUGUUUCAUCAGCAUCGGCAGGUACCUCGGUAUCCGAAAUCCUUUGAAGAGCCGCCAUCAUUCCACGAAGCGAGUGGUUGUCAUCAAGAUAGCUCUAGUAUGGUUGCUAAGCAUGUUUGUCUCCAGUUCCAUCACAGUUUUGGGUCUCAUCAACAGAACCAAUAUAAUGCCGACGCCAGAUCUGUGCGUGAUCAACAACCGCCUGUUUUGGGUUUUCGGCUCGCUGGUCGCGUUCUACAUCCCCAUGUUCAUGAUGGUGGUCUCUUUCGCGUUGACGGUGCAGCUGCUAAAGAGUCAGGCGAGGUUGGCCGCUACCCCAGUACCGGGUGGGACGCAUAGGAGGCAAUGCGGUGGUUACGAUAACGGGCCUCAGCAGUGCGUGAGAAGAUUGGGGGCGAGGAGUUCACCCGACCUCUCACCCAGCACCAGUGUGUCCAGACAACUGACGUGGCGGGUUACAUCUUCAAAUAGGGCGCAGCGUAACAAAAUCGGCAUGAGCGUCUCCCAUCCUCAACUAAGCUAUAUGAACGGAUGCGGAAACGGGACAGGAUCAGGAUGCUCCAGACGGGGACGCGACGUGGCUACCCAAACUCCUCCAAGCAUAGCUGCUGAGACGCGGAGAGCGAGGCUUAUACCCUUGAAGCUUACACUGGCUGCUCCGAAUGCCUUAUCUUUGAGAUUCCUAGCUAACCGCAAGAAGGACCGGUCUUUGUCAGCGAACGCUGUAGCUAAUGAACAAAAAGCUACGAAAGUUCUUGGCCUCGUGUUCUUCACAUUUGUGCUGUGCUGGGCUCCAUUCUUCCUCCUAAACAUACUAUUUGCUUCGUGUCCUGCUUGUAUAGUACCAGAACACGUUGUGGACAUCUGUCUUUGGCUGGGCUACGUGUCUUCCACCAUCAACCCUAUCAUCUAUACGAUUUUCAACAGGACAUUUAGAGCCGCAUUUCUCAGGCUCUUAAGAUGUCAUUGUAGCAGAAGGGGGCGUUGUACUCGCUACAGAUCGGUUGGCUCAACGCGCGGCGCUUCCCAGCUUUGUGCACGGUCUGCCUUGCCUCUGGCAAUAUCGUUAAGGCCCUCGGCUAUGCCUACGACCACACCGCCGGCGCAUGAAACUACCGAGACAGUGCUUAUAGAGCCGCAGUACAAAGUGCGGUAUUAG